AACUUCAGUACCUUGGCCCAGAGCAGACAGUACUAAGUUUCUGCUGGGGCCUGGUACUGGAUUCUCCUUCUUUUCCUAAGAGGUCAGCUGCAUGAAGAGAAGAUAACUUUUGGGGAUAGCCAACUUCCUUCUCCCCUCCUUUAAACUUUUUUCCCACAAAUAUUCUGCAUGUCUAACAUUUAGACAUGUUCAGCUUUGUGGAUUCAAGGACUCUAGUGCUCUUUGCAGCCACCCAAGCCAUAUUAUUAGCUGUUGUACGAUGCCAAGAUGAAGAUAUCCAGGACGUAGGGAGCUGCGUGCAGGAUGGGCAGAGAUAUAAUGAUAAAGAUGUGUGGAAACCCGAACCCUGCCAAAUCUGUGUCUGUGACACAGGGAACAUUCUCUGCGACGAGAUAAUCUGCGAAGAAAAUAAAGACUGUCCAAAUGCUGAGAUACCUUUCGGAGAAUGCUGCCCCAUCUGCCCAACUGAGUCAUCCUCCACCACCAGUGGACAAGGAGGCAUUAAGGGACAGAAAGGUGAACCUGGUGAUAUUAAAGAUGUUGUAGGACCAAAAGGCCCUCCCGGACCACAGGGACCUUCAGGUGAACAAGGACCAAGAGGCGAGCGUGGAGAAAAGGGUGAAAAAGGUUCUCAGGGACCACGUGGAAGAGAUGGCGAACCCGGAACUCCUGGUAACCCAGGACCCCCUGGCCCACCCGGACCUGCUGGCCUUGGCGGAAACUUUGCUGCUCAGAUGACAGGAGGUUUCGAUGAAAAAGCUGGUGGUGCUCAAAUGGGUGUUAUGCAAGGACCAAUGGGCCCUAUGGGACCAAGAGGUCCUCCCGGACCAUCUGGCUCUCCUGGACCCCAAGGUUUCCAAGGAAAUCCCGGUGAACCUGGUGAACCUGGUGCUGCUGGUCCCAUGGGUCCUCGUGGUCCUCCAGGUCCUGCUGGAAAGCCUGGUGAUGAUGGUGAAGCUGGAAAGCCUGGAAAAUCUGGUGAACGUGGACCUCCCGGACCCCAGGGUGCUAGAGGAUUCCCAGGAACCCCCGGUCUCCCCGGCGUGAAAGGACACAGAGGUUUCCCAGGUCUGGAUGGAACAAAGGGAGAAUCUGGUGCUCCAGGUACCAAGGGUGAAAGUGGAGCUAAUGGUGAAGCUGGUGCUCCUGGUCCAAUGGGUCCCCGUGGUCUCCCCGGUGAGAGAGGCCGUCCAGGACCUUCCGGUGCUGCUGGUGCUCGUGGUAACGAUGGUCUUCCCGGUCCUGCUGGUCCACCAGGUCCCGUUGGUCCUGCUGGUGCUCCUGGUUUCCCUGGUUCCCCUGGCUCAAAGGGUGAAGCUGGUCCAACUGGUGCUCGUGGUCCUGAAGGUGCUCAAGGUCCUAGAGGAGAAUCUGGCACACCUGGAUCUCCUGGACCUUCUGGUGCUUCUGGUAAUCCUGGUACUGAUGGUAUCCCUGGCGCUAAAGGUUCAACUGGUGCUCCUGGUAUUGCUGGUGCUCCUGGUUUCCCUGGUCCACGUGGCCCACCAGGACCACAGGGUGCUACAGGUCCUCUCGGUCCCAAAGGACAGACGGGUGAACCCGGUAUUGCAGGUUUCAAGGGUGAACAAGGUCCCAAAGGUGAAAUCGGAUCUGCAGGUCCUCAAGGUGCUCCUGGCCCAGCUGGUGAAGAAGGUAAAAGAGGUCCCCGAGGUGAACCUGGAGCCGCUGGUCCCCUUGGUCCACCUGGUGAAAGAGGUGCUCCCGGAAAUCGUGGAUUCCCCGGUCAAGAUGGUCUUGCUGGUCCUAAGGGAGCCCCUGGUGAACGUGGUGUUCCUGGUCUUGGUGGUCCAAAGGGUUCUAAUGGUGAUCCUGGACGUCCUGGUGAACCUGGUCUCCCUGGCGCUAGAGGUCUCACUGGCCGUCCUGGUGAUGCUGGUCCUCAAGGAAAAGUUGGCGCCACUGGUGCUGCUGGUGAAGAUGGUCGCCCUGGACCCCCUGGCCCUCAAGGAGCUCGUGGCCAGCCUGGUGUGAUGGGAUUCCCAGGACCUAAGGGUGCUAAUGGCGAAGCUGGAAAACCUGGUGAGAAAGGAUUGGUCGGCGCUCCUGGUCUGAGAGGUCUCCCCGGAAAAGAUGGUGAAACUGGUUCUCAAGGUCCUCCUGGUCCAGCUGGACCUGCUGGUGAGAGAGGUGAACAAGGUGCUCCUGGCCCCUCUGGCUUCCAGGGUCUUCCUGGUCCUCCAGGUCCCCCAGGUGAGGGUGGCAAGCCAGGUGACCAGGGUGUUCCCGGAGAAGCAGGUGCCCCAGGUCUUGUUGGUCCAAGAGGUGAGCGUGGCUUCCCAGGUGAACGUGGUUCUUCAGGUCCCCAAGGUCUCCAAGGUCCACGUGGUCUACCUGGUACUCCUGGAACUGAUGGUCCUAAGGGUGCUACUGGCCCAUCUGGUCCAAAUGGUGCACAAGGUCCACCUGGUCUUCAGGGUAUGCCUGGUGAGAGAGGUGCUAGCGGAAUUCCUGGAGCUAAAGGUGACAGGGGUGACACUGGUGAGAAAGGUCCAGAAGGUGCUCCUGGAAAAGAUGGUUCAAGAGGUUUGACUGGCCCAAUCGGUCCUCCUGGCCCAAGUGGUCCCAAUGGCGAGAAGGGAGAAUCAGGUCCUCCUGGCCCAUCUGGCCUUGUUGGUGCUCGUGGUGCUCCUGGUGAUCGUGGUGAGACUGGUCCUCCUGGCCCUGCUGGAUUUGCUGGUCCUCCUGGUGCUGAUGGUCAGCCUGGUAUCAAGGGUGAGCAGGGUACAGCCGGUCAGAAGGGUGAUGCUGGUGCUCCUGGUCCUCAAGGUCCAUCUGGUGCUCCUGGUCCACAGGGCCCAACUGGUGUUACUGGUCCUAAAGGAGCCCGUGGUGCCCAAGGUCCACCUGGUGCUACUGGAUUCCCUGGUGCUGCAGGAAGAGUUGGUCCACCUGGCUCUAACGGUAACCCUGGACCCCCUGGUCCUCCUGGAGGCUCUGGCAAAGAUGGACCUAAGGGUGCUCGUGGUGAUGCUGGCCCACCUGGCCGUUCUGGUGAUCCUGGUCUCCAAGGCCCUGCUGGUCCCGCAGGCGAAAAGGGAGAACCUGGUGAAGAUGGUCCUUCUGGUCCCGAUGGUCCCCCAGGUCCCCAAGGUUUGGCUGGACAGCGUGGUAUUGUUGGUCUGCCUGGUCAGCGUGGUGAGAGAGGUUUCCCUGGACUUCCUGGUCCAUCUGGUGAGCCUGGCAAACAAGGAAGCCCUGGAUCAUCUGGCGACCGAGGACCCCCAGGCCCUGUUGGCCCACCUGGUUUAACUGGACCUGCUGGAGAACCUGGCCGUGAAGGUAACCCUGGCUCUGAUGGUCCUCCUGGUCGUGACGGUUCUACUGGUGCUAAGGGUGACCGUGGUGAGACUGGCCCUGUUGGUGCUCCUGGUGCCCCAGGUGCCCCUGGUGCUCCUGGUUCUGUAGGUCCAACUGGAAAACAGGGAGACAGAGGUGAAUCUGGUCCUCAAGGUCCUAUUGGUCCAUCUGGUCCAGCUGGUGCUCGCGGUCUGGCUGGUCCUCAAGGUCCACGUGGUGAUAAGGGUGAAGCAGGUGAAGCUGGUGAGAGAGGACAGAAAGGUCACAGAGGAUUCACUGGUCUUCAGGGUCUUCCUGGUCCUCCUGGUACUGCUGGUGACCAAGGUGCAACUGGUCCUGCUGGUCCUUCUGGCCCACGUGGUGCUCCUGGUCCUGUUGGUCCCUCUGGCAAAGAUGGUUCUAAUGGUCUUCCUGGUCCACUUGGUCCACCUGGUCCCCGUGGUCGUAGUGGUGAAACUGGUCCUGCUGGUCCACCUGGUCAACCUGGUCCACCUGGUCCUCCUGGUCCUCCCGGCCCUGGCAUUGACAUGUCUGCAUUCGCUGGACUCUCUCAACCUGAAAAAGGACCAGAUCCUAUGCGUUACAUGCGUGCUGACCAGGCCUCCAGCUCCCUCCGCCAGCAUGAUGUUGAGGUUGAUGCCACUCUGAAAUCCCUGAACAACCAGAUUGAGAGCAUCCGCAGCCCAGAUGGAACCAAGAAGAACCCAGCUCGCACUUGCCGCGAUCUGAAAUUGUGCCACCCUGACUGGAAGAGCGGUGAAUAUUGGAUUGACCCCAACCAGGGUUGCACUGUUGAUGCUAUCAAAGUCUUCUGUAACAUGGAAACUGGAGAGACAUGCGUCACUCCCAGCCCAUCCAAGAUUCCCAAGAAGAACUGGUGGACAAGCAAGAGCAAAGACAAGAAACACAUCUGGUUUGGAGAGACAAUCAAUGGUGGCUUCCAAUUCAGCUAUGGAGAUGACAGCUCAGCACCUAACACUGCUAGCAUCCAGAUGACCUUCCUGCGUCUGCUGUCCACUGAUGCAUCCCAGAACAUCACCUACCACUGCAAGAACAGCAUUGCUUUCAUGGAUGAAGCAUCAGGCAACCUGAAGAAGGCUCUUCUUCUCCAAGGAUCCAAUGAUGUUGAGAUUAGAGCUGAGGGCAACAGCAGGUUCACAUACAAUGCUUUGGAGGAUGGCUGCAAGAAACACACUGGCAAAUGGGGCAAGACAGUUAUUGAAUACAGGACACAGAAAACCUCUCGCCUGCCCAUCGUGGACAUUGCACCUAUGGAUAUUGGUGGAGCUGAUCAGGAAUUUGGCGUUGACAUUGGCCCAGUGUGCUUCUUGUAAAAACCAAAAGUUAAAAAAAAUUAAAAAUAAAUAAAAACCCUAAGGACCUGAGUACUUUCCAAUCACUUUUAGGACUUCUGCACUGAAUGGCUGAACCGACCCCAAAUUUCCAUUCAUCCACGUGCUUACAUUUUGGACUUUUUAUUUUGUGUUACAAGGCCAGAACUGGGCAGACUGCGAAAUAAAAUCAUGGUAUUAUUUAUUUAUUGUCUUCCUGUAAGACCGAUGGGUCAGGUGAAGGUGUGAAACUAACUGGCAUGUUUGAAGGCCCCCUAACAGAUGUACAAGGUGCAGUUAAAAGCGUCCCUCCCUCCCCUCCCACAGUGUAUAUCAGCAGGAAUACAGUGUGUCAUUGAAUGAAAUGGUGCUAUUGUAAAACAAUUUUGUAUUUUAUAACAUCAAAUAAUAUAAAAACAUUUUGGAAAGUACAAGUUGAUCUGGGCUUUGUUCUUUUACUUUUUUCUUUUUUUUUAUUAUACUGUAGAUAGAACAGUUUGGAAAAAUCUAAGAAUAAAAGUUCUUCUGCCCUUUUAUUCCUUUUUAAUUCCAGUAUGAGAUGAAGUUAAGGGAAAAACCUAAAGCUUCCCAGGUUUAAGCUACCUCACACUAAUGGAAAACUAUAAUAACACAAAGCAAAAUCUUGAAGCUGAACUCAGCACACAUUAGGAGUUCUCUGAAAAAUUUAUUGAAGGAGUGAUCUUGGUACACAAUCUCAUGUUAUUAUAAAUAUAAUGGGAUCUGCAUUCAAUAGAAGAUGAAAAGACAAAAGGUGAAAUAUCGAGAAUCGUGAUAAAGCAGUAGCUGAUGGCAGCUUAAAUGGUGUGGUUUUGCGGUGAAACAUUUUGGACAAUGCCAAAGUUUUGCAGCUUGAGUCUCAGUAAAAUUGGUAUUGUAGUAGGCAAGUGGAUGAUGUAUACAUUUCAGGUCAAAGCCAUUCAAAGUAAUUACUGUAGUUUUCCCAAAUUAUGUAUUCAAACUAUGCAUCCCCAAUGCCAACCCCAACAUCUAUCUAUCUAUCUAUCUAUCUAUAUAUAUAUAUAUAUAUAUAUAUAUAUAACUCUGACCUUUGCAUAGUUUAAAGGGACUUACAGGUAGGCAUUGGGGCCAGAGGAGGGAGAGGCGUACAAAGAAAAAAGGAUAAGAACCAAGAAUAUGUACUAUUUUGUAUAUGUAAAAUAGAUUUUUUUUUAUUAUUUUGCAAUACUGAUUUUCAGCAUAGUAGGCUAGUAAAGUGCCCAACACCAACACUAAUCUUUCUUGUGAAAUAAUUGUCUUACUGUAUCUCUUCUCAUUUUCUAAUACUGCAAUAAAGAUAGAAAGCUUUUCUAUAUAAAAAAAAAUAAAACAGGUUUUGUUUGAUUUUUAAAAAAAUUUGUGUUAAAGUCCAUCCUAUGAUGUAAUCUUUGUUGAAUGAUGUUAAUCUUAUCUGGGAUAUUUCAUGACAGAACAAACCAACCCAAAUAAAAGUUUUAAUUAAAAAAAUAAUAA
Messenger RNA from Spea bombifrons (plains spadefoot toad), 6140 nucleotides. It is a transcript of the gene COL2A1, whose product is annotated as collagen type II alpha 1 chain. The coding region runs from base 186 to 4652 and encodes 1488 amino acids. Lineage: Eukaryota; Metazoa; Chordata; Amphibia; Anura; Pelobatidae. The transcript has 54 exons. The record is from RefSeq and is a predicted model, not a curated record. Gene Ontology annotation, cellular component: collagen type II trimer. Gene Ontology annotation, molecular function: extracellular matrix structural constituent; protein binding.